This is a messenger RNA of Anarrhichthys ocellatus (wolf-eel), 1508 nucleotides long. RefSeq names its product fibroblast growth factor-binding protein 1-like. Gene Ontology annotation, biological process: cell-cell signaling. The record is from RefSeq and is a predicted model, not a curated record. Gene Ontology annotation, molecular function: growth factor binding. NCBI's taxonomy places the organism in Eukaryota, Metazoa, Chordata, Actinopteri, Perciformes, Anarhichadidae. The transcript is spliced from 3 exons. The coding region runs from base 215 to 901 and encodes 228 amino acids.
AGCUGACAUCUGGUGAAUCUGUUACUGUUUGAUAGACAACAGUAAGACAGAACAAAGGAAGGUGUGUGUGUGCUGUUGGGCGGGAAUGGUGGGCGUGUAGCAGCAUUUAUGAAUAAAAGCCAUGUGCGAGAUCUUGGAGAGCCACAGGAAGCAGCUUUACGCAGAGCAACCCUCGUAGUUUUCGAUAAUAAUACAUUGUCUGCCAAAAGAGAAUAUGUUGAUGCUGAAGACUUUCGCUCCCUGGUUGCUGUUGGCCUUCCUCGGGCAGCAGGUCUCUCUGUCCUGUGGUGCGCGCAAUAAGAACCGAGGAGCGGAACAGACCGGGACCCCAGCCCCCGUCAGAGGGCAGAGGAGCGGGAACAAGCCCGUAGCGAGAGGCCGGGGAAAGUUCUCCAUCAAGGACAAGAUGCAGUGCACGUGGCGGGCGAAAGACGUCAGGGACACCGUCAGGCUGUCUGUGAUAUGCGAGGACCGGGAGGCGCGCGUCAAAGGCGGAGUCACCGAUCUGAGGUGCGAAUACAACGCCAAACCGCAGAGCUGCCCGGGCUACCAGUCCAACACCAAGGGCUUCUGGAAACAGGUGGCCAGAGCGUUCAGAAGGCUGCAAGACAACGUGUGUAGUGACGACCACGCGCUGGUAAGGAUUGGCAUGUGCAAGCGCGCGCCUCGGAACGCUCACUUAAAGCUAGACUCCAGCUCCAUCGUCUCCGCUCAGUCCGGAGAACCGGAGACUACCAAGCCGCUGCCGCCUCACUCCAUCUCCACCGCUGCGCCUCCGGCCGGACCGACAGCCUGCACAAGGCGCGCGAACCACCGGGAAACAGCCGAGGAGAACUGCAGCGGCUCGUGGGCCAGUGUGUGCAACUUCUUCCUGUCCAUGCUGCAAAGUGACGACUGUUAGCUUCAGAUCACAAGAGGAUGUGGACAUGAUCGGACUGAGCGCAGCAGGAUUUAUUUUAGGACUCGUUGUGUUAAUCAGCGGUUCAUUUUGAAUCAUCGAGAGUCGAGUCGAGCACAGUGUCAUUUCUACAGAAAUGAACUGAUUUUCUGUUCGCACAAACACCAAUAUGACAUGUUCACAAACUCAUGCAGAUGUGGAUAUUAUCAGGUAUUUUUCAAGUAAUUUAUCACCUGCAGUGGAAAGUAUACAUGUUCUAUACUUUGUACUUUAAUUACAAUGUUGAGGAACUUUCACUUCUGUUCAUCUUUUUUGCUUAAGUCAAAUAAAUACAAGAUCAAUUCAUCAUGCAGUUGUUACUUUUUAGAUUUUUAAUGGCCCUUUAAAACUUUGUAAAAUAUAAUUUUAUUGUGACAGAUUAAAAUCAAUUCACCAAUUACGCCAUUAAAAAAAAAAUGCUCCAACAACACUGCUAAUAAUAAUGAUUACAUUUUUUAAUAAUGGGGUGACCGUGGCUCACUGGGUUAAGAGGGUUGUCUGGAAACCACAAGGUCAAAGAUUCGAUCCUUGACUGGGAUGUGUGGAAGUGUACCUGAGCAAUACACUGAAC